This is a messenger RNA of Thamnophis elegans (Western terrestrial garter snake), 6606 nucleotides long. RefSeq names its product solute carrier family 4 member 10 (gene SLC4A10). Lineage: Eukaryota; Metazoa; Chordata; Lepidosauria; Squamata; Natricidae. The record is from RefSeq and is a predicted model, not a curated record. The coding region runs from base 3 to 2840 and encodes 945 amino acids. Gene Ontology annotation, biological process: transmembrane transport; monoatomic anion transport; regulation of intracellular pH. Gene Ontology annotation, cellular component: basolateral plasma membrane; plasma membrane. The transcript is spliced from 21 exons. Gene Ontology annotation, molecular function: solute:inorganic anion antiporter activity; monoatomic anion transmembrane transporter activity; sodium:bicarbonate symporter activity.
AUAUGAUUCUUGAUCAACAAGUAGGGUCCGGACAACUCAGUGAAGAUGUUCGCCACAGAGUCCACGAGGCGCUACUCAAACAGCAUCACCAUCAGAACCAAAAGAAAUUAAGCAAUAGGAUCCCAAUAGUCAGGUCCUUUGCUGACAUUGGCAAGAAACAGUCUGAACCCCAUUCCAUGGACAAAAAUGCAGGUCAGAUUGUUUCCCCACAGUCUGCGCCAACCAUUGAAAUCAAAAAUGAUGUCAGCCGAGAAAACAGCACUGUUGACUUUAGUAAGGGACUAGGAGACCAGCAAAAAGGGCAUAACACUAGUCUAUUUGGGAUGAAACAGAGAAAUGAAAAAGGACACCUUCAUCAGGAAGAGAGAGAGAGAGAGGUUGACAUGCAUUUCAUGAAAAAAAUCCCUCCUGGAGCUGAAGCCUCAAACAUUUUGGUUGGUGAGCUUGAAUUCUUGGACCGUGCUGUAGUCGCUUUUGUUAGAUUGUCUCCUGCUAUGUUGCUCUCAGGAUUGACAGAAGUUCCAAUCCCAUCAAGAUUUUUGUUUAUUCUUCUGGGACCCUUAGGAAAAGGUCAACAGUACCAUGAGAUUGGCAGGUCAAUUGGAACAUUAAUGACAGAUGAGGUAUUUCAUGAUGUUGCAUAUAAAGCUAAGGAUCGCAGUGACUUGGUCGCUGGAAUUGAUGAGUUUCUUGAUCAAGUGACAGUUCUCCCUCCAGGAGAAUGGGACCCAACAAUUCGUAUAGAACCUCCCAAAAAUGUUCCUUCUCAGGAGAAACGUAAAAUUCCAGGUGUACCAAAUGGAACUGCUGCUCAUGGAGACCCAGAGCCACUUGGAGGACAUUCCGGGCCAGAAUUACAACGUACUGGAAAGCUCUUUGGGGGCUUGGUUUUAGAUAUCAAGAGGAAAGUGCCAUUCUUGUUGAGUGACUUCACCGAUGCAUUCAGCUUGCAGUGUCUAGCAUCUUUUCUAUUUCUCUAUUGUGCUUGUAUGUCUCCUGUUAUCACCUUUGGCGGUUUGCUGGGAGAAGCAACAGACGGUCGUAUAAGUGCAAUAGAAUCUCUGUUUGGUGCAUCGAUGACCGGAAUAGCUUACUCACUAUUUGGUGGGCAGCCUCUUACCAUAUUGGGUAGCACAGGACCAGUUUUGGUGUUUGAAAAGAUAUUAUUCAAAUUUUGCAAGGAAUACGGAUUGUCUUACCUUUCUUUGAGAGCGAGCAUUGGUUUAUGGACUGCAAUUCUGUGUAUCAUUCUCGUUGCGACUGAUGCAAGUUCUUUGGUGUGCUAUAUUACUCGGUUUACGGAAGAAGCUUUUGCAUCUCUUAUCUGCAUCAUUUUCAUUUAUGAGGCCUUAGAAAAGCUCUAUCAUCUCAGAGAAACAUAUCCAAUCAACAUGCAUAAUAACUUGGAACUUCUAACACAAUACUCAUGCAGCUGUGUGGAACCAGAUGACCCAAGCAAUACUACCUUACAAUAUUGGCAGUCAAAGAACAUGUCCUCAUAUGAGAUACCUUGGGCAAAUCUUACUGUGACUGAAUGCCAGAAUUGGAAAGGGAUAUUUGUUGGACGAGCCUGUGGCGAACAUGAGCCUUAUGUUCCAGAUGUCCUCUUCUGGUCAGUCAUCUUAUUCUUUUCUACAGUCAUACUGUCGUCCACACUGAAGCAGUUCAAGACUAGCCGAUACUUCCCAACCAAGGUACGGUCUGUGAUAAGUGACUUUGCCGUCUUUCUCACCAUCCUAUCUAUGGUGAUAGUUGACUAUUUCCUUGGGAUCCCAUCACCAAAACUUCAGGUUCCAAAUGUUUUUAAGCCUACCAGGGAUGAUCGUGGCUGGAUUGUCUCACCUUUGGGUCCGAAUCCUUGGUGGACAGUCCUAGCUGCUCUAAUUCCGGCUCUUCUUUGUACCAUUCUGAUAUUUAUGGACCAACAAAUUACAGCUGUUAUUAUAAACAGGAAAGAACAUAAGCUAAAGAAAGGCUGUGGCUAUCACUUGGACCUGCUGAUGGUGGCCCUCAUGCUUGGUGUGUGUUCAAUCAUGGGCCUGCCUUGGUUUGUGGCUGCCACUGUUCUGUCCAUCUCUCACGUGAACAGCUUAAAGUUGGAAUCCGAAUGUUCAGCUCCAGGAGAGCAGCCCAAAUUUCUUGGUAUUCGCGAGCAACGGGUCACUGGGCUCAUGAUAUUUAUCCUGAUGGGCUGCUCGGUUUUUUUAACCAGAGUGCUUAAAUUUAUUCCCAUGCCAGUACUUUAUGGUGUAUUUCUUUACAUGGGUGCCUCUUCUCUCAAAGGAAUUCAGCUUUUUGACAGAAUCAAGUUAUUCUGGAUGCCUGCCAAACACCAGCCAGAUUUCAUCUACCUAAGGCAUGUUCCCCUUCGAAAAGUCCAUCUCUUCACAGUCAUCCAGCUGACCUGUCUUGUGUUACUAUGGGUUAUUAAAGUUUCAAGGGCUGCCAUUGUAUUUCCGAUGAUGGUCUUGGCAUUGGUGUUCGUCAGAAAACUCAUGGACUUCUUUUUCACCAAACGUGAGCUAAGCUGGCUGGAUGAUUUGAUGCCAGAGAGCAAGAAAAAAAAACUUGAAGAUGCUGAAAAAGAGGAGGAACAAAGUAUGUUAGCAAUGGAAGAGGAAGGAACAGUCCAGUUGCCACUUGAAGGACACUGCAGAGAUGACCCAUCUGUAAUAAAUAUUUCUGAUGAGAUGGCAAAAUCAGAUGUAUGGAAGACAAUGUUGAUAACAUCAGAAAAUGCCAAGGACAAGGAGUCCAGCUUUCCUGCUAAAAGCACUGAAGGCCGCCGAGAGAAGAAAGCUGACUCAGGGAAAGGUGUGGAUCGUGAGACUUGUCUGUGACUUGCUCUUCAGUGUGUUUGUUUAAAAAAACAAACAAACAAGAGAAAUGCAGGAGUGCCGCAAUCAUUAAUGUUCCAGGUUUGAUUGCCCCCUUGUACAUCUUGUGCAUCAUCUCACAGUAGCACUGGUAUAAUGUAAGUGGUGCAGUAUGUGCUUCAGUUCACUGUCUGCUCUUUGGUUCCGGCCGAAGCAAUGCAGAAAAUGGGGUUAGCCAAUGAAACCAUGUUGGGAUUCCACAGUUGAAACCCUUGGGAUAUUUGAACCAGUGUUUCCAUUCUAAUCUCUCUCUGAAGAGGUGGACAUAUUUUCCUACUUUGCCUAUGUGACUUAUUUUCAUAGCUUUUCCAUACUAGAACAAACAAACAAAAAACCAACUGGAAAUAAUCUUUAUUCAGAUGAAUAAAGGAUUCAAUUAUUGAAUCCAUAUUCUUACAAUCGAAGAAUUGUAUAGUUUGGGGCCAACUGUUUCAGAAAUCUAAAAGUAACAAAGGAAAAUUCAUUUUAGAGCUAUUUUUCAAUAAUGAGUGCUUUAAUCCUCCAAACUCAUAACAUUUUAAGGAAGUUACAACCCCCCCCCCCCAAGUUUAAAAUCAUGGCUUGUAUGUGUGGGUGUACGAUUGUAUGUAUGUGUGUGUGAUUUAAAGGAUGAGACCUAUAUUUGUGCAAUUUCCUUGAUUUAAUACUGGAUAUUUAAUAUUUAAAUUUAUAUAUAACUGGAAAAAUAAAACAAUAUAAUAUAUAAAGAUAUAUAGAAUAUAGUUAACAUUCUCUCAUCUUGUUUGAGGAAAAAAGCCACAUCCAUCGAUGUGCACUAUCCGUACAAUAUUUGUUGUGAAUGCAAGCUGUUACUAUUGUAUCUUAUACUGUACUGUACUAAAUGUUGCAGUGGUAAGUCCAACAGCUGCAUUGUGGAGAUAAAUAAUUCUUAUUUUUUUCCCUAACUUUCUGGAUUAUAAUCCUUGAUGGAAAUGAUCAGUAAAAAUGAUCCAGGGUAAUCAAUAGGGCAAUUGCUUCUCAUCAAGUGCAUGCUUCCAGGCACAAUCCAUCCAUAGUUAAAUUUUUAAGACCUAUUGAUUUCAGGCUAAUUGUUCAAGCAUGCACUUUUUAAAAAAAUACCAAUGGGACCAAGGUGUGAUUUGAUUGUAAUUUCAUUUAUUUCCCUUUGCUAAUUAAGUUUGAAGUCAGGAUCCCAAUCUGAAAUAAAAGUGUUGGCAUUUAUGGGCAUGGCUGUUACUGAUCAGGUCUCCGUUCUGCACAAAUGUAUGUUCAGUCUUUCUUAAUAGUUUCAUGUAUUUGGAAUCCACACUCUUUCUGUAGAAGCCAUAUAAUAUUAUUACUGUCUUGAAUUUUAUGAUAGCCAAGCUACAUCUUUUCACCCCAGAAAACAACUUCAAAGAGGGUCCAUUGUCAAGCAGGUUGCAUGUGCUGGACAGCUCCCCAUUCUUGGCCAUUUUCGGCUGCGGUCAAAUACAGCCAUGCCAAGUAACAGACUCAUAGUUUUAGUAGGGUGCCUGACCACAAUUCUUUCAGGGCACUCUCACCAUAAUAAUUAUCCCCAUGGCCAAAGCCAUUGGUUGCUCAUUUGGAAUGGGCAUAAGAAACCUAUGGCUGCAUAUUCGUGAAGGAAGCUACAAGACUCUGUGUGUGUGUGUGUGUGUGUGUGUGUGUGUGUGUGUGCGCGCGCGCAUGCUUCGGUCUAGCUGGUUGGCCAAUCUGCUGCAGAGAAUGGUCACAAGGUAUGAAGGCAGAUGGGAGAAGGGGAAUGUCCCAAGCACCUGUGAGAAUGAAUGCAUUGUGAGUAAAAUAAAAGGGCAAUAUAAAAAACAUUUUAAAUUUUAAAAAUGGUUUUGCUUUCUUUGGGGGAGGGGAGGACAUUAAUAAACAAUUAAUCAGAUCUUACAAGCUCACCAAUGGUUUCAAGAAUCAGGAAAAUAUACCUAUGGGAUUUCAACAUACAGGCUUUUUCAAGUUCCAAGUUGCCCUUACUAUGGGAAGAAUCCUCAGCUGAGAUCUGCUGCCAGGUAUGGCAACAGCCUGAUCAGUAGGACUUGGUAGCUAGAAGAGAAUAAGGAGGCAGAAUCAGUGAUAGGAACCAGCCCUGAUUCUUGUUUGCUAGUCAGGGACCUGGAAAAGUUGCAGUUGUUGAACUGACUUCUCCGUUGAAGUGUUUGAGUGGGUGCCAUACACGAAGUUAGGUCUGUGUAUAAGAAACACUAGGAAAACUUUAGAUGACGCAUUUGUGCCUGUUUCUCUCCAAAGGAUCAUGAACUUCAAAGCAUAUACAGUACAUGUUGACAGGAACAUAGGACCAAAGAAUAGGGAUUUUCCAGAACAGAAAAAAGGCAUAGUUCUUUUUACAAUUUGGAACCUUUUAGCAUAUCUUUUAAACACAGUUUGCUUAUAGAAGGCUUCCUCCUUUUCCCCCACUCCAUUAGAUCCACCCAGUGGGUCCAAGCAGCAGCCAUUUAGAUUCUGGUCUUUCCUGUAGAACAGGAGUAGGGAACUGUGGCCCCUUUAUGGCUUGUGGACUUCAACUCCCAGAAUUCCUGAGCAUGGCUGGUUCAGGAAUUCUGGGAAUUGCCCAUAAGUCAUAAGGGGGCCAUAAUUCCCCACCUUUGUGUGGAGCAUCUGCUAUGGUUGUAGUCAAAUGCAUCCACCAGCUUCAGAUUUUUUUCACCCUGUUCAAGUAGGAAAUAUGGAAAACCAAGAUUAAGGAGCCAAGGCCUUGCCAUAGACACGUUCUCUUCUAUCAUCAGUUAAAAGAGAAUGUAUUCUUGCCUUUUGCAAGAAAGUUGUAGCCUUAAGAGCCAUGUGUGUGUGUGUGUGUCUGUGUCUGUGUCUGUGUCUGUGUGUGAUUGACAGCAUCCGCUCAAUUGCAGGAGCUUGGGAAUGGCUGCUUUGAGAAAUGGGCCUCAUCCAUCUGCACAGGCUACUCUUUCUUCAGUGAUAGCGGGGUAAGAGUCUAGGCUACCCAAUUCCAUAUGCCUUGUGCUUUGAACACAGUAUCACACCAGCUGCUUUUGUGCCAAAAGUAGGCAAAAUUAGAUUUACAUAAUGAAAAGCAUUGCUUCUGAAGUUAUUUUUGAUGCCCAGUAUUAGCAGGCUCUCAGUGUUGUCUAAAUAACCUCAAAUUCAUGUUAUGCAAAUGAUAGAUUCAAAGGAAAAAAAACACACAUGGACUAAAAUGUAUGGAUACAUCUAGAUAAAAGUAUGACUCUGAUAAGAUUAAAAUGCUUUGUCAUUGUGUACUGGAUGAUCCCUUGUAACAUUCCAAAUGAGUCUCUUAAUAGCCAUGCAAUGUAGAGUGGUCCAUGAAGAGAGACUGCUGGUAUUUUUUUAUGCUAAUGUGCAGAACAAUCUACUCAGCUUUCUGGACACUAAAAAUUCAUGGACUGAAUUAUUCUGCAGUAUUGCUAUUCAGGAUUUUGGAGGGCUCUUUUUUAAAAUAGAUAUCCUGUUUUUGUGUAAGUAUCAAUCCCAACAUUUUCAAAUCACAAUAAGAGAGUAAAAUGCAACUGGCAAUACUAUAUUUACUUUUGAUUUCCCAUUUCCAGGUCAAAUUGCUUAAUUUCUUGGAUGUAAUUUAUUAAAAAGUUUUAAGUGUACAUGUGAAUAGAGUGUUGUUUUUUCAUGAUUCAAGAAAUGUUAUCCAGAAAUAAAUAUUUAUCCUAACUGUUCUUCCUGUUUAUAUUUUAACAUGCCUAUGUUUAUUGCUUAUGAUGCAGACAAAGUACAUUGUCAUUAAUCUUUUGUGGCACGACAUAAC